Seminavis robusta is the source of this 1641-nucleotide messenger RNA. The record is from the annotation of a GenBank genome assembly. NCBI's taxonomy places the organism in Eukaryota, Bacillariophyta, Bacillariophyceae, Naviculales, Naviculaceae.
AUGAAUAUGACCGAGAAUGCCGAGGAAGAUCCCAUCACGGCAAACGAAGGACCUGGAGUUAAGAAGAAUCGCUUCUUCAAGGCCAACACCCCAUUGGUUUCCAAGAUCAUCAAGAACCAGCUUGUGCAUGUUCGAAAAGGAUGCCUUUCUGAUCCCCCGAAGGAAGUUUUCCCUAUGCACAUUAUCAAUCCGUACACUGACAAGUCCUUUUCUGUCCGCUCUACUGGAUCUAAUGAGGUGGAUAAUAGGAUGCUUAAUCGCUUAUUGGAUACCCCUUCCAUCGGAAUUGCAAGAGCAGAACGUGUGAUAAACGAUCACUACGAAGUGGCAAACGAGAACAAGGCUGUGAAACGUCUUGGGCAGAAGGCCACUCUCACAACACGUUCUGAGAAGCUCUAUUUCCUAAACUCGGUUGCGAAAUCGGCUGGGUUUUCUGAGGAGGAGCUACCGGUCAAAGUGUCUUAUCCACCCAAGUGUCCAGUCAAAGAGUACAUUGGGCUUAACUACGAGUUGCCAGAGGAUUUGAAGGCGGCAAUGGAUGCAGAGGAGAAUGGCCAAGAGGAUUUUGCUGACUACCUAGCGGGCAUUUCCUUUUCAGAUGAAGACGUUCCAGUAGAUGCGGGUCGGUACGCGGCUGAGAAUAAUGACCAAGAAGCAGCGGUGGAAGAGAUACUUGUCGAUCCAACAAUUGACUCUGAGCCACUUCCUUUUGAAAACCCAGAGGUCUCACGUGCAGUGAAGCACCACUUGCCAUCCAUUAAUCUUGGCGAAACAACGAUGCAAACAUUCACAAGAUUGACUCAAGGAGCACCAUGGGUUCCAUUCGCUGACCCAAAAGAACCAAAGAGUCCUGUUGAUGAGGCUGAAUUUGAUCUGUUUGAGAGUCUCCGUGGCAGCUAUGACAGAAAUGGCGGGCUCUACGGACCACGAGGGUAUCAUGCUUUCCAGUCUCGCUGGGAUUACGAAGUUGCCAACUCCCACACAAGGUACUUUGAAGCAAUCGCGAAUGGGUUUCCACCACCACCGCUCAUUCGGCGAAAGACGUACUUGCAGCUGCAGCAGCACUAUGAUGCGUGCAACGAUCGCUUGCGUACUGCUUUGUUUGUUCGUGAAAAUGACAAAAACAGAGAGGAACUUGAGCGAGCUCUUGCACAAACACGUCGCCGACUUGCACCACAGCAAGAGGCAGCUGUUGCGUCGCCAAUCCGCUACAACCACAACACAGGAAUGGCUCCAUUCGGAAAUCCCACAGUUGUCAAUACAGGUGUUGCGGCCAACGCAAUGGAAUACUCCCAACAAAGCACUGGUGGGGCACCCUUCAACCUUCGUCCUGCUGUGUCCAUGGUAUCGCCAAUGCAGAAUCCACGCGGUUCCAACUUCAAAGGUCGCCAAUUCUGUGUUAAGUGUGGCUUCUCCAAGAGCGAGCACUUGUCGCAAGGUGUGACCUUUGGCAACGCGUGCACCGGAAACUGCAAUCAUGAAGAAUGCUCCAAGUGCUUGGAAAGGUUGGAAUUCCACGAGAUUGGAAAGGUUGGCCCUUAUUGUAAGGCAUCGGCAGCACCAUCAAGUCAGUUCUCUGCUUGGUGGAAAGACACUACUGCUCCAAGCGGAGCUGACAAAGAAAAUGGAACUAUUAAUUAA